This is a messenger RNA of Synchiropus splendidus (mandarinfish), 1739 nucleotides long. Its product is annotated as glycolipid transfer protein-like. Gene Ontology annotation, molecular function: ceramide 1-phosphate transfer activity; ceramide 1-phosphate binding. The coding region runs from base 791 to 1420 and encodes 209 amino acids. Gene Ontology annotation, cellular component: cytoplasm; cytosol; membrane. Gene Ontology annotation, biological process: ceramide transport; intermembrane lipid transfer. The transcript is spliced from 5 exons. Lineage: Eukaryota; Metazoa; Chordata; Actinopteri; Syngnathiformes; Callionymidae. The record is from RefSeq and is a predicted model, not a curated record.
CUCAUUUAGGAGUUUUAAAGUCCGGUAGGCGUGUGUUAGGGUUCAUUGUUUUUCUGUGUGUGUGUGUGUCAAUUUUGAAGCCCUGGUGUGUGUUAUUGUGAAUUGAAUCGCCACAAGCAUAAUUUGUUCGAUCAUUUCAAAUGUCUCGAGUCCCCCUUUCCCCAAUGUACCAUGAGCGGAACCACGUGUUUCUUAAUUUUAUUUAGUGGUUUUAAUACACAAACCUUUAAAUGUGAUGUGAAAAUCUCAUGAAAGCCGUGGCUUUUAAAACCGAAACUCGAAAUGCCCAGUGGUCACAUGGCUGCGAACUGAGUCGAGGCAGCGGCGACAUACGGAACAAUUUCGAAACAAAAACUUCGUCUUGUCCGGCCUCUUCCUGUUUUGGAAUAAAUCCAUUGUCAAGACUUAAACCAAAGUUCAGUUACUCUCUUAAAAUGAUAGGGGAUUUCGGUGAAUCGUUCAGUGACCACUGUGUUAUUUGGUAAGUUCCAGGGAGGCUUCCGCCCGCCGGACUCUCCGUUUCAUUCAUCCCUCCUGAAGUUGCGCUGGUGCUUUCGCCCACUUCCUGUCUUACCGUUUUCACUCCUUUUGUCUCGGCAGUUGCCAACGUCGUCCUGCUUCUUGCUGUUCAUGUUCACUGAUCGCAGUCAGUAGACGUGUGUGUGUUUAAGGCACCUGUGGACGCCGCAGACGACGGACCGCCCAUGUGACGGCGGAGUUCCGGGUUUGUUUUCGCCUCUUGCCGGAGAGCGGCUGCUUCCUCUGCGACUCUUUCUGCCCGCGACACAUCAUGUCUCUGCUGUUGGAGCACGAGUUUUCCCCGCUGCCCCCCGACAAUGCCGUGGACACCAAGCUUUUUCUGGAAUCGGUGUCGCAUCUGCCUUCGUUCUUCGACUGUUUGGGAUCCUCGGUGUUUUCCGUCAUUAAGUCUGACAUCAAUGGCAAUAUAAUGAAAAUUAAAGGGGUCUACAUGAAAAACCCCGAGAGGUACGUGACCCUGCAGCACAUCCUGGAGGCGGAGCGGGAAGACCAUGGCUCAGAGUGGCCCAAAGUCGGAGCGACGCUGGCCCUGAUGUGGCUCAAAAGGGGUCUCCGUUUCAUUCAGGUCCUGCUCAAGAGUUUGGCAGAUGGUGAGCAAGACGCCAGCAACCCCAACCUAAUACGGGUCAACGUCACCAAAGCUUACGAGCAAGCCCUGAAGAAGUACCACGGGUGGUUCGUCCAGAGGAUUUUUCAAGCGGCGCUGUAUGCAGCCCCUUACCGGUCCAACUUCCUCAAGGCUCUUUCCAAAGGUGACGAGGUCAAAGAAGAAGCAUGUAUGGCCAAUAUACAGCGGUUCCUGGUGAAUUACACAGCCACCGUGGACGCCAUCUACGACAUGUACACCAGCCUGGACGCGGAGCUGGACUACACCGUCUGACAGUGCCGCACAAACGUCUUAAUCUAUUUAUUUCAUCGUGAUUUUAUUCAAAUAUUUAAUUUAUCAGAAAAGUCUGUGAAACAUUUCAGCAAUACGAGUGUGUGCUCCAGGUCAGGUGACGCUCACCUGGUCAAGACAGCACAGCCUUUGUGUGUUUUCGCUCCUCAGAUUUCACCGUCCUGAAUUUCCUGCAGGCGCCUUCAACAUGCAGGCUGUUGAUUCUUGAAUCCACCUUGUGCCUUACCGUGAUUCAUGCACUAUUUUGAAAUUGUGCUGCAGAUAUAGUGACCUGCGAUGAUGUUUGUACUUUGAAAUAAAG